GAAUGCUACUGACUGCUGAUCUUGUUUAUGUCAUAAGGAAAACUGUGAAAAGGGUCCCUGUUACAAGAUGCUACUAUGGUAGGACACGGGGACAGGGAGAAUAUUUCUGGAAGCCCAUUGUUCUCCUGUAUAUAACAGUGUAAAGCUCAGCCACUUCUUUCUGAGUGUUUUCUCGCUGUCUCUCUCCACUCACCCACGCAAAGCAAUUGCGGGGACAUAAAAACGCUUCUCGGGCGAGCGCUCUCGUCACUCGCCCGACAGGAAAGAUGACUCGCCAGCCCACAACCUGUGCGUAGCUGCUGGCGAGCUCCAGACUUGGCCCAGCAGCCAGCCACAGGAGCAUGCGAGAUUUGCAAAUCUGCGCAAAACCAGACUUAGCCGGUCUCUCGCAUGCCUGGAAACGCGCGCCGGCUUCCAAAUGGCGAGCGAAGGAGUGGAGCGGCGAGGAGGCGGAGGAAGAGGAGGAUCGCGGAGGGGACGAGCUGCCUUCGGGACAAAAGGGCGAUGAUCGGGGCUAAAAAUCGGCGAAAAUCAGCCCCAGCUCCGCCUCGGUGCCUAAGAGGAGGCUUCCAGGCGCUCGGCUGAAGAUGCCACUCAAGCCCCCUGCGGUUCCUGGGGCUGCGGGGAAAGCAUCGGCGGAGCCUCCGCGGUUUGGGGACGUCCGGCAGUAGAGCGGGUCCUUCGGGGUGAGUGCUUGCAAUUGCCAGGUCCGUCUGAGGCCUCGAUCCCACCACCGCUGGGCUGCAUAUUGCCCUAGGGAGUGGGAAGAUCCGGGCAGCCCCUGCACGACGGCUGGAGGGAGGGCGGAUCAGAGCGGCGUUUGCUCCCCGCGGGAAGAUCUGCCGCCGCCGCCGCCGCCGCUGCUGCAAUGAGGUAACUCGCGGUCAGUCGCCUUCUGGCCCCGCCGCCCGGGAUUGCGCAGAGUCUGACGCCGGUCUGGUUACUUGCACGACCGUAUGCAUCCAUGCAUCCGAAAGAGUAGCGCAGCCCUUUGCAAUACAGCCAGAGGCUACUUUCGGCUUCAGAGUGGAGGAAAGGUGGUGGAGAACUGACUUUUUUUCAUUUCCGCAGUCCGAAUAGAGUUCAGCCGCUGGAUGGAAAGACGGCCGAUUCAGGCUCCAAUAGCAUAUUCACUUAGAAAGUAUUACAGAGAACAUGUAUGCCAGUCAUGAAGAUAUUGGUUGUGAUUGUGAAGAUGGUUCGAAACUUGGGGAGAAGAAGAUGAAGUCAGACCCAAACAUUGAUGGAGGAUGGGCAUGGAUGAUUGUAUUUUCAUCUUUCCUGGUACAUGUACUCAUCAUGGGAUCACAAAUGGCCCUUGGAGUUCUCAACAUGGAAUGGCUUGAAGAAUUCAGCCAAAGUCGAGGCCUCACAGCAUGGGUCAGCUCCCUGAGCAUGGGUAUUACUCUCAUUGUAGGUCCUUUUAUUGGUUUAUUCAUUAACACCUGUGGAUGCCGGAAAACUGCAAUAACUGGAGGAAUCUUGAAUGCCUUUGGGUGGAUAUUAAGUUCCUAUGCCUCAAAUGUCUAUUACCUCUUUUUUACAUUUGGAGUUACAGCUGGUAUUGGGAGUGGCAUGGUAUACUUGCCUGCUGUGGUCAUGGUGGGAGAAUAUUUUCAGAAGAGAAGAGCCCUUGCUCAGGGACUCAGUACAACUGGGACUGGAUUUGGUGCUUUCCUGAUGACAAUUCUGCUGAAAUAUCUUUGUGUGGAGUUUGGCUGGAGGGGUGCAAUGAUCAUCCACGGUGCUAUUUGUCUGAACCUGUGUGUUUGUGGAGCACUCAUGCGACCCAUUUAUUACAAGGAAGAAACCACUGAAAAAGAGAUAAACAGCAGCAAAAGUCAGAGUCACUCGAAAGUGCUGUCCUGCUCAGCAGAAACACUGACCUGUAAUGGAGUUCUGUGUGAAGAAGAAAAAGACUCACAAAGUAAAGAUCCUAAGCCUGGCAGUCUUCCAGCCUUGGGAAGCAAAAAUACAACCCAACUUGGGAAGAAUGCCUAUGUCCUUUGCAUUCUGAAGACAGUAAGCCAACUGACUGUUUCAGUCCGGAAGGGCUUUCAGACCUGGUAUGCAAAUUACUUUGGAGCAGCGUCCCUCUUCAGCAACAGAAUGUUUGCAGCCUUUGUAUUUUGGGCCUUGUUCGCAUACAGCACCUUUGUUAUCCCAUUUAUCCAUCUUCCAGAAAUAGUGAAACAGUAUAACCUGUCUAGGCAGAAUGACAUCUUUCCCUUGACCUCAAUUAUUGCCAUUGUUCAUAUUUUUGGUAAGGUCAUCCUUGGAAUCAUUUCUGAUUUGCCCUGUGUCAGUACUUGGAAUGUCUUCAUGGCAGCUAACUUUACCCUUGUCAUCUGCAUUCUUAUUUUGCCAUUAAUGCAUACCUAUGUUGGACUGGCAGUGGUCUGUGCCCUAAUAGGCUUUUCCAGUGGAUAUUUUUCCCUCAUGCCUGUUGUCACUGAAGAUUUGGUGGGGAUUAAGCACCUUGCAAAUGCCUAUGGAAUAAUAAUUUGUGCCAAUGGGAUAUCAGCACUGCUUGGACCACCGUUUGCAGGCUGGAUUUAUGAUCUCACCCAGAAAUAUGACUUUUCUUUCUACAUAUGUGGUAUGCUUUACAUGGUGGGAAUUCUGUCAUUAUUCAUCCAACCUUGUAUUGGGAAAAAAAAGACAGCAACAGAAAAAGUAAUUGAAAAUGGAAAAAUAUAAAAAAAAGUUUACCAAUUUUUUAAAGAGAAUGUCUGUUUUUUAUUUUGUUUUCUAAAAUAAUACCAAGCAGUUUCUCUGAUGGGACCAAAUGGACUGAAAAUCAUCAUGGUGGACACUGAAUAAAGUUCACACUGCUACUCUCAA
Molecule: messenger RNA, 2844 nt
Organism: Sphaerodactylus townsendi
Lineage: Eukaryota; Metazoa; Chordata; Lepidosauria; Squamata; Sphaerodactylidae
Gene: SLC16A14
Product: solute carrier family 16 member 14
Exons: 5
Coding region: 1156-2700 (514 amino acids)
Biological process (GO): transmembrane transport; monocarboxylic acid transport
Molecular function (GO): monocarboxylic acid transmembrane transporter activity
Source: RefSeq, a predicted model, not a curated record